Molecule: messenger RNA, 2289 nt
Organism: Cynara cardunculus var. scolymus (artichoke)
Lineage: Eukaryota; Viridiplantae; Streptophyta; Magnoliopsida; Asterales; Asteraceae
Exons: 1
Coding region: 1-2289 (762 amino acids)
Source: RefSeq, a predicted model, not a curated record
AUGACUCCAGCUUACGCCGACUGUAUGAGAAUUUGGCGUGCGUUGGAGCGUGAUGCAUCUACAUCCCAUUAUAUCAAUACGACCCUCGAUGCCAGAGACAUUGGAUUGGUGUUGGGUUUCUGCCGAAUGAUACAUGAUUUUGAAGAAGUGAAGAGUUUUAGCAAACCAAUGUUGUGGAUCGGGAUCUAUAUAGCCGUAGCAACAUCACUGUGUAUGUUUCUCAUGGUCGCUGAUUUGUUCCAUGGUUUUCGRAAUAGAAAACUCUGGUUUCCAUCCAAAUAUUUCACUCUCAACACUGCUACUAUCACCCUCAUAACUAUCGCAAUGAAGCUCCCUGUCGAUCUGAGUGGUCGGAUGCCGGGCAACUUGGACCAAUUAGCCAAGUGGGGAAGCUUGACCUUCAUGUGUACUAUGAUGUCUAAUUUAAUGCCUUCUCUGGCGUCUAUGGACAAUAGGGAACUUUUUGCAAAUGUUACAGGUAUGUUCCUUCUCGUUAUCACAAUCGUUGUCAAUGUUUYAAUCCAGAUYGAAACCGGUKUGGUUSUUMRSUACUUUGAUGACUAUGUUUACAUAGGCGUAAUGCUCUUUUUACUUGUAAUAAUGAUAUCUUCGGCAUUAACGAUUCCAACCUCAAAAAAGAUAUUGGAAUUGAAGUAUCAACGGGUACAAAAAACAACUUCAAAUGAUGUACACCCGCAACGUACAAGAAUGUCGAGGGUUGAAGAACUAAUACAACAUGUGAGAAGAUAUUGGAUGAUGGCAGGAACUUCUAGCCCACAGUUUGUUAUGAUUACCACUCCACUAUGCUCUGCGGCUGGGAUAGCUUGUGUGCCUACAAUAGCCCUGCAUUACUAUUUCUUUGUGUUGGUCUGGGCAUAUUUAGGAGGAAGAGCUUAUUUAGAUUUCGGUUCAGAUUAUGAGUGGUCGAUAGUUGGGAUCGUCAUAAUACAAGUCAUUGGAAUUUUAGUGGGUAUCAUUGCCCCACUAUUCAGAUGCUUUGCAGCCUUAAGUUUCAAAUUGUCCCUUAAAUGGGUUAAGAAACAUACCAAGGUCUGUGAAGUAGAGAAGUACUGGACGCAAAAGUUGUUGGAGUGGAAAGAGAUUCCUUUAGCUUUUCCAUUAAGUGGUCGGAUAUCAAAAGCUCUUGUCUACAAUUCGUAUCACCUCAUUCUAAACCUUUGCAUUAUAUGUCAAAAGGUAAUUGUGGUAUCAUGCAAAAUAGUAGGACUCAUUCCACUGGGCACUGUAAUUAUCGGUGUGUUUUGUGUAAACUGCUGCAAGUCAUUGAAGGCAAACUUCUUUCGUAUGCCUGUUGCCUCAAAUCGUGAAACUGAGCACGCCUUUGAGCAAAAUCGUGAUACAAACCAAGACGUUGAAAACUACGUUUUGCAACUUCAAGACGAGAUGGAGCUUGGUAGAAGAACACUCAAAAGCAUUUCAAACUCGGCAAAUCGCUCAAUCCAGAAGGGUGAGAAGCAACUGCCUACAAAUCUUCUGAAGCUGAUUGAGCAAUGUACGGGAUUCGAAGGAGUAGUGAAAUUUGAUAGUGAGAAUAUUCAACGUCUGAUUUGGGUUACAUUUCCCAACAGUUGGAGCCUGCCGAUAGUAACCUUAACAUGCAUCGCAAUUACACUCCCAAACAUCAGUCAGGAGAGUGUUGAUAACUUGUUUAGAGGUGUGUGUGAAAGUCUUUCAUAUACUCUUCUUGUUGAAGAAAGCCUUAACAACGUAGGUGAAUAUAAAAAAAUUCAUAAGGCAACUAUGGCGUUGUGGCAAGAGGUUGAAGUCAACUACAAGUGGUUGGGGAACACGCUCCAAAGAAAUGCUUAUAAAGAAAAAAAUCCAAAAGAGAUUCUUGAAUGGUUUGCUGAUACAGCAAAGGACAUUGCAGUAGAAAUGAACAAACACAUCAACGAGGAACCGUUCGACAGCUCUUGUGACAGGUUGGUUGUUGCCGAUUCGAUGUACCGUGUGACCCAAACAAUCAUGGUUAACUACCCUGAUGACAUCCAAGACGGCAGAGGAGAGCAACUGUUUUACCUGCUAUCUAGCAUGAUUGUGGACAUAGCGGUUGCUUGUUUUACCAACUUACCACGAGUCAUAGUAAUGAAAUGCCAGGACGAUGCAAUUGAGAAACGAGAGGCAAGUGUUGGGGCUGCAGCGGAGCUUCUUGGUAGUACUAAGAAGAUAAUAGAAAAACUUGAUGCGUUUGAAGUACCAAAUUUGGAUCCUGAGAAAAUGGCAUUUAUUGAAGAGUGGCGUGUUCAUUUGAAGCAAUCAAUCCCUUAG